AUGAGCAAGAAAAAAAGGGACCAUUUUUAAGAGUUUAUUAUGGUUUCCAAGUAGCUAUUAUUGAUUAUGCUCAGAACAUAUUAGGAGUUCAAGAUGCAACAUCAAGGAAUUAAAAUAAUUUUUAUUAAGAAUAUGACUCUGAAGUUGUAGACAUAAAUAUCUGAAAAAAAUAAGAAGACAGAUUAAAGAAUGGAAGUAUUAUUUGAUUAAUUAAGUUAAGAUUUUGAAAUUACCAAAAAAUUAAUAUCCAUUUUAAGUCUGA
This is a messenger RNA of Paramecium pentaurelia, 262 nucleotides long. NCBI's taxonomy places the organism in Eukaryota, Ciliophora, Oligohymenophorea, Peniculida, Parameciidae. The record is from the annotation of a GenBank genome assembly.